AUGGAGCUGGGGGGGGCGGCGGCGGCGGGCGGCCCCGACGACGGCUACGAGUACAUGAACGAGCGGCCGCGCGCGCCCGCGCGCCACGACGGCUACGCCGACAUGCGGCCCGGGCCGGCCGAGCAGGGCUACGAGGACAUGGGGGCCGGGCGGGCGCCCCCCGCCCGCCGCGCCGCCCGCCAGCCCCUGCGCAGCCUCGAGGCGUCGCGCGGAGCCUUCGACAACCCCGACUACUGGCACAGCCGCCUGUUCGCGCGGGGUGGUUUUUGGGGUGCUCGGGGUGGUUUUGGGGUGCGUGGGGUGGUUUUUGGGGGGUUCUCGUUGACGCCCUCGCGCUCCGUUGCAGGGGUCCUGCGUGCGGUGGUGGACGCGGCCGCCUGCGGCGCGUCGGUGCUCUGCCUGUGCGAGAAGGGCGAUGCCAUGAUCAUGGAGGAGACCGGCAAGAUUUUCAAGAAGGAGAAAGAAAUGAAGAAAGGUAUUGCCUUCCCGACGAGUAUAUCGGUAAAUAACUGUGUCUGUCACUUCUCCCCCUUGAAGAGCGACCAAGAUUACAUCCUCAAAGACGGAGACUUGGUCAAAAUCGACUUGGGAGUCCACGUGGACGGCUUCAUAGCGAACGUAGCCCACAGUUUUGUCAUCGACGCCACAAAGGAAAAGCCGGUGUCAGGCCGCAAAGCCGAUGUCAUCAAGGCCGCUCACCUCUGUGGCGAGGCCGCCCUGCGCUUGGUGAAGCCUGGGAACCAGAACACGCAAGUGACAGACGCCUGGAACAAAAUCGCCCACUCGUUUCACUGCACGCCCAUCGAAGGGAUGCUCUCGCACCAGCUGAAGCAGCAUGUGAUCGACGGAGAGAAAACCAUCAUCCAGAACCCUACAGACCAGCAAAAGAAGGACCACGAAAAAGCAGAAUUUGAGGUCCACGAAGUUUACGCCGUCGAUGUCCUCGUCAGCACUGGAGAGGGGAAGGCAAAGGAUGCCGGGCAGAGAACUACCAUUUACAAAAGGGACCCCUCCAAACAGUACGGCUUGAAGAUGAAAACCUCCCGUGCCUUUUUCAGCGAGGUGGAGAGGCGCUUUGACACGAUGCCGUUUACACUCAGGGCGUUUGAGGAUGAGAAGAAGGCCAGGAUGGGGGUGGUGGAAUGCGCCAAGCACGAGCUGCUGCAGCCCUUCAACGUGCUCUACGAGAAGGAAGGAGAGUUUGUUGCACAGUUCAAAUUCACAGUGCUUUUAAUGCCCAACGGUCCCAUGAGGAUAACCAGCGGCCCCUUCGAACCAGAGCUCUACAAGUCGGAGUUCGAGGUGCAGGAUGGAGAGCUGAAGGCGCUUCUACAAAGUUCCGCGAGCCGGAAGACCCAGAAAAAGAAGAAAAAGAAGGCCUCUAAGAACGCAGAGAACGCCACCACGGGAGAAACGGCGGAGGAGAACGAAGCUGGCGACUGAGCAGCCCCAGCUCCCUCCAUGUAGCACCCAGUUCACACACACUCGCCCCUUUUUUUAUUUUGUUCUUCCCCGCCCAAAAAAAAAAAAAAAAAGGAAAAAAUCCCAAAUAAUUGAGCGCUCUUUGGCGCUUGCGACCACACAGCAGUCAGUCCGGACCUCCCGCUGCCUACACCCGGCUCCUCUGGACUUUGCCAUCGAGGGAGAAGUCCCGCAGCCGCUUGAAGGAAGAGCAGAGAAGCGCCGCUAGCCCCCGUCCCCCCUUCCUAACCUUUCGUGCUGCUCGUUCUCGCUCAAGAGGUGAAAACCAAGGAGA
Nothoprocta perdicaria is the source of this 1756-nucleotide messenger RNA. It is a transcript of the gene PA2G4, whose product is annotated as proliferation-associated 2G4. Bases 1 to 1443 code for a protein of 480 amino acids. NCBI's taxonomy places the organism in Eukaryota, Metazoa, Chordata, Aves, Tinamiformes, Tinamidae. The record is from RefSeq and is a predicted model, not a curated record. The transcript has 13 exons.